Molecule: messenger RNA, 451 nt
Organism: Macadamia integrifolia
Lineage: Eukaryota; Viridiplantae; Streptophyta; Magnoliopsida; Proteales; Proteaceae
Product: thioredoxin H2
Source: RefSeq, a predicted model, not a curated record
UUGGCAUGGAGAAGAACAGAGCCAAUCAGCUUCAGUUUUCAAGAGUUGAGGCCAAACUAGUCUAGAGAGAGAAAGAGAAGAGAGUCUGUGAGGGAGAGAUGGGAUCAAAUUUUUCCAUGGCGUACAACACCACUUCGACCGCGGAUGGCUCGUCGUCGAAGCCUUCUCGAAUUGUCACAUUCCACUCUUCCGCCCGUUGGAAGGCUCACUUUGAUGCCUGCAAAGCUUCCUCUAAGCUGCUGGUGAUUGAUUUCACGGCAUCGUGGUGCGGUCCCUGUAAAUACAUCGAACCAGCCGUCAUUGAGAUGGCCAACAAAUAUACCGACGUCGAGUUUGCCAAGAUCGAUGUCGAUGAGUUAAUGGAUGUGGCACAGGAAUAUAGGGUGCAGGCGAUGCCAACUUUCAUUCUGAUCAAAGAAGGGAAGGAAGUGGACAAGGUUGUUGGUGCCAA